Cucurbita maxima (winter squash) is the source of this 2036-nucleotide messenger RNA. Its product is annotated as transcription factor bHLH91-like. The transcript has 4 exons. Gene Ontology annotation, molecular function: protein dimerization activity. The record is from RefSeq and is a predicted model, not a curated record. NCBI's taxonomy places the organism in Eukaryota, Viridiplantae, Streptophyta, Magnoliopsida, Cucurbitales, Cucurbitaceae. Gene Ontology annotation, biological process: anther wall tapetum development; regulation of DNA-templated transcription. The coding region runs from base 336 to 1880 and encodes 514 amino acids.
UGGGCCCCACACCUACUGGAAUCUCUCUCUCUCUCUAACAAACUCUCUCUCUCUCUCUCUCUCUCUCUCUUUCUAACGACACUCAGUUUUCCUUACAAAACAAGCAACCAUUUCCGCUUCUUCUUCUUCGUUUCUUCGUUCUUCUUGAUCUUUCAAACUCUCUCUGAUGAUCUUUACAGUCAACUUCCAUGGAGAGAGCAACGCUGAGUGAACCUUCUUCAAGCUUCUUCUUCUUCUUCUGCUUCUUCAGAUUUGUGAUCGGCUGAUGUGAAUCGAAGAUCUCCAUAGCUUUCUUUUCUGUUCUGCUUCAGAGAAAUAGUUUUCGUACGACAAAAAUGUAUGAAGAAACUGCCUGUUCCGAUCCCAAUUCCAUGUCAGCUGAACCUACACCACCUGGUGUACGAGAUGCUUCUGAAAAUGGCUUUCCUCAAACAAUGGCGCAUAUUCCCACUUUGCCUUCGUUUCCUCCUCCACUCAUAGUCGGCGGUGGUCAAGACAGCCAUGCCAAUUUUGAUGACAAUAAUCUCAAUCUUUCCAUGGAGGAGAUUUCUUACCACCACCACCACCGCAGCGGCGGCGGCGGCGACGCCAUGGAACUCGAGUUUCAGCAGCAGGCGGUGGGGUUUGAUAACUGUAACAUGAACCCUAGUUUUGGUCAAGAGGUAAGUUCUGAUUCGAAUCGGAUGGUUUGUCUUGAUCAAUCCGCUUGGGCUGGGACGCAAAUUCAAGAAAUGGGGUUUAAUCACCAUCUGAUUCAAUCACAAGAUCAUCAGUUUUCAGAUUCCGCCAUGGCAGCCGCCUAUACUCAAGCUCCGGACCUCUUAAACUUCUUCAACAUGCCAGCUGCUAGAUGCUCCAACAACUCUUCCAUCUCCUUCUCCAACAACACCAUCUCGAACCUCCACUCCUCCGCCAUGGGGGGGUUUCUUGCAGACCUUCCCGCCGGCGACGGUAGCAACCCAUCAUCGACUUCGCUUUCAAUACUCUACGACCCUCUGUUCCACCUGAAUCUGCCACCACAGCCGCCGCUGUUUAGGGAGCUGUUUCACUCUCUUCCUCAUGGAUACGGUCUGCCGGCGGCUAGUUCCAGAGGUCGGGGAGGGAGUCUGUUCCCGGAGGGGGAGAUAAUGGAGAGAGAAGGAACUGCUGGAGUUUAUGAAGACGGCGAUGGAAGUGGAGUUUUGGAGUUCAGUAGGGAUAUGGCGGAUUGUAUUGGAAAAGGAAGGGAUGGGAAAAUGACCAAACAUUUUGCCACUGAACGCCAAAGAAGAGUUCAAUUGAAUGACAAAUAUAAAGCUCUCAGGAGUUUGGUUCCAAGCCCUACUAAGACUGAUAGGGCAUCAAUUGUGGGAGACGCCAUAAAUUACAUAAAAGAGCUUCUGAGAGAAGUGAAGGAGCUGAAACUACUGGUGGAGAAGAAGAGAUGCAGCAGAGAGAGGAGCAAGAGGCAUCGGACGGCGGAGGAAGACGGCAGCGCAUGGGAUGUAGAGAGCUCAAAUGCGAAGACAGUUGCUGUGGGAGAUGGCGGUGAGGAUCAAAGCUACAACUUGAGGAGCUCAUGGCUGCAGAGGAAGACCAAAGACACUGAAGUUGAUGUGAGAAUUGUUGACGAUGAAGUCACCAUAAAGCUUGUGCAGCGCAAACUCAACUGCUUGUUGCUUGUCUCUAAAUUGCUUGACGAUCUACAGCUUGAUCUUCACCAUGUCGCCGGCGGCCACAUUGGCGAUUACUACAGCUUCUUGUUCAAUACCAAGAUAUAUGAAGGUUCAUCAGUGUAUGCAAGUGCCAUAGCCAACAAGGUUAUGGAGGCAGUGGACAGACAGUACAACAACACCAACACCGCCAACACAUCCAUCACUCCACACACCAAUACCUAUUAAUGAGUGUUCUUCUUCUCAUCAAACCCUAAACCCUAAACCCUAAACCCUAAUUGUUUUCUAAUUUCUAAUCUUAAUUAGUUUCUAUUACUUAAUAUAUUACUUAAUAUAGUUGGUCCCACUACCACUUAUCUCUAAUAAAGCUUCUCUUUAUUUCAA